AUGAUACUAAAUUUAACUCCAUUUGAUAUUGACUAUGAAGAAGUCACCAGUAAUAUAGGAACAAUGAUUUGUAAGAAUAAGUUACAAAACUUGGGUCCAGAAGCUGAAGAAUUCUUAAAAGUGAUUAAAUCAUUUGAACAAAAUCAUUUAAAUUCAACUUCAAGUACAAUGUUGGUGAAGAAUCAUAAUAAAUCUUCACCAAUCAGUAAUGAUAUGAAAAAUGAAGGAAUUAUACAUAGACAAUUUCAAUCAUUAAAAUGUAAACUGUGUAGAAGGGAAUGUAUUGUUGUUUAUGUUUCAAUUUUUGAUAAUAAUACUUAUCGAGUUAAAGUUGAUACAAGAUCAAAUGCUAAAAAUCUAUGUCAAAGUUUGGAAAGUAAUAAGGAAAAUGAAGUUAUAGAGUUAAACGAAAUCAUAGAGACAAAGGAAAAGGAAAAAGAACCAGAAAAGGAAAAAGUAAAUGAAAAUGAAAAGUUAUCGGAAAAGGACUUGGAAAAGGAAAAGAAAUUGGAAAGGCAAAAAGCUUUAAAAGCUUUAAAAGAUGAUGAAUCUAUCACAAAUAAAAUAAAAUAUUGUAAACCAAUUGCUGAAGAAAUUGUGAAUGGUAUUAUUCAUGCUUUUGGUCAAAAUCCAGAUAAAGAUUUUAAAGAAUUGAGGGUUAAUCUUGCAUUAAAUGAAUUGUUAAAUUUUUAUGAUUCAAUUAAAGCUGAACAACGUAAAAAAGCUUUAGAUAAAGAUAAACAAGAUCAAGUUUUAAAGAAAAGAACUAAAACAUCAAGUGAACAAAAUGAAGAAUCUAAUGAUGAUUCAAAUAAAAGAAUAAAAAUUGAAGAAGAUUUUAUAAUUCCAGAUAAUUAG
Molecule: messenger RNA, 858 nt
Organism: Hansenula ciferrii
Lineage: Eukaryota; Fungi; Ascomycota; Saccharomycetes; Phaffomycetales; Wickerhamomycetaceae
Exons: 1
Coding region: 1-858 (285 amino acids)
Source: RefSeq, a predicted model, not a curated record